This is a messenger RNA of Microbotryum saponariae, 2681 nucleotides long. NCBI's taxonomy places the organism in Eukaryota, Fungi, Basidiomycota, Microbotryomycetes, Microbotryales, Microbotryaceae. The record is from the annotation of a GenBank genome assembly.
AUGGGUCUCUCGUCGAUGCUUGAGAAGGUGCAGCUGGGUCGCAAGUCACCUGGUUCUGACGUCGUGAGUCUCACCCUGCACCGAGCCCUGCUCCGCUCGUGCUCACAGCCUUCGUCCCCACGCGUCCACAGUCUGAGCAGCACCAGGCCACGCUCGCCACCGAUCAAGGCGUACAGCAAUAUGGUCAGGACUCUGAUGAUGACGAGGAUGAAAAGGAUGGUGGAGACGAUGCGGAUGCGUAUCGCAUUGUCAUCCUCAAGAUCCAGAACGAGACGGGCUUUCCCAUCCAGGUUCGUCUGACGUCGUUGUUGAUUACCCCACACGCCGCGCGGGCCCAAUCCUCGAGUCUGGCUUGAGCUGAUACGCGACGGAUACGAUGGUUAUGAUGCAGAUGAUCGGAUGGCCCAGCCAAGGCUCCAAAGAUGACGACUUUGCUCUCUCGACCUACCGCGGUGCCAAGACCCACACCUCCGUCCCCGUCUCGGGCACAAUUUUCACGGACCCCGACUUCCAACUCGGACAAACCCGAGGGCCUCGGCGUUUUGAUUUACGCGACCGAUGGGUCUGGGUCUACUUUGAUCUCGUCACAACUGAACGCAAGGUGCAUCUCCAGGCCUUCGUCAAGCUCGACUGGAACGGCGUCGUCGCGGCUCGUCUCGGGCGGACCGAUCUCGACUCGACCAAGGACAAUCCUACUUCGUCCGGUGAUGCCGGUUCGGUCGUUGUCGAUCCAGGCAAGAGGCUCGUCACUUACGUUAUUGACAAGAGCGUAGUCGACAUGGAGAACAUCGUCGACGACUCGACAAAGCGUGGCAUCGACGUCCGUGAGUCUUUACGCUCGGGCAUCAUCGCCAGUAGUGGGAACUGUCAUCUGAUGCAGAGCUCCGGGCGGAACUUGCAGGUGGGAAGGGAAUCGAAACGAACACGUGGAUGUCGUACCACCAUGGUCGAAUCUCGGUUAUCGUCGGCAACACUGCGCGCUACCACGAAAUGGAGCAACCGAGUCCGGGCCAUCGUAUCGGACAAUUGAGAUCCAGCAAGCAUCGCAUCACCGGCAUCGCGUCGCGCUAUGUCGGCGUCUUUGUCGAGCACAACAUCGAGCCUUGGUUCCAGGGUCAUAUCCGGGUACACCCCGUCACUGGUAUCGCAACGGGCGUUAGUUUCAAUAGGACCAGCGAAACGACGGCGAUCUUCCGAGAGGAAGACGAUGCCAUGAUUUGCUAUGGAUUUCACGACGCAGGUAUGUUGGCUAGGCCGGAAUCUUCAGUCUUUUGUAGAGUGCAGGUCUGACGCCGAUUUUUCAUAUCUUGCAGGCGAAGGUCGCAGGAGUCAGAUCUAUGUGUACGUGACGCCAGGCAAAUCAAAUUGGCUCGGAGACCUCAUCUCCGCGAACGACAAGUGGCUCGACGUCCCCUUCUCGCGCCUCGCUCUAGCCGCUGCCCAUGAUGCGGGCAUGUUCGGUCACCCCAUCAAUGCUGGCCUAUUAUCCCUGAUCCAAGAAGGGGAGCUCGGCCACGCCUUGGCAGGCAACAUCGAGACCAAGUUGGCCAGUCCCGUUGUGCGCACGCUCGUCGACAUCCUCGAAUCGAUCCGCCUGUCUCCUAAUCGGGCCCUCGCCAACAUCGCCAUGACGCAAAAGGACAGCUUCGUGAACCAGCUCCGUAUCGGUGUCCGCUUCUUCGAUUUCCGCCCCGGGUUUUGUUUCCACGAUGUCAUACAUACCAAGAAGGGAGAGCUCUACCACCAACAUGCGAUCGUCCCGGGAGAAUCGUACAAGCAAUUCUUACUCGACAUACUCAACUUCCUUGCCACGCACCCGAAGGAGAUCGUCGUCGUUGAACUCAAGGACGAUGGAUUUCUGAUCAAGAAGGACAAGUACCGCAAGGAAGAAUUGGUAGUCUAUUCGAUGGUCCCUAGCGAGGAGGAGUUGGCGGCCGUGCUUGAGCAAGCGAGAGCGGAGGCCAAGUCCGAUCUUGGGAGGGAAAUCGUGUUGGGCGGACCGAACGAUCUUGAUGCGACGAUUGGGAGCUUGCUCGAGCAGAAGAAGAGGUUGAUCAUGAUUGAUCGGGUUCAUCACGCCGAGUCGUGGGAGAGGGAUGAUUCGUAUGGUCAGUCUCCUUAGGACUUUCUCACGUUCUGACUUCACCCUUGCCUGAUGCGACUGUAAGCUCUUCACAGACCCCGUCGCGUACAAUACCGACGACCCUUCGACGAUCAUCGCGGCACUUGAGAAGAUGCACGCUCGAUCAUCCCAACCGACGCCCAAAGUCGAUGGAAAGCCCUCACCCGGCGCGAUUUAUCAACUUCAAGCGACCCCGACGGCCAAUCUGAUGAGUGACGUCUUUGCUUCAUUGACGUAAGCACCCGUCUUCGGAUUCAGACCCGUGGGCCGAAUGCUCAAGCUUCAUUGUGACGCUUUUCUCCCGGGCAGUUACUCCGACUCGUCGUCCCUCUUGACCUACGUCAAAGUUAGUUCUCGCCACACCCAAAUCCCCCAAAAAAACCUCCACUGACCCUCUUCACCCCCUCCAUAGCCUAUCAUGGACCGUGUCACCUACCCCUGGCUCCAAUCGCACAAGUUCGAACAAUCGGGCCUCGUCGUCCUGCUCAACGAUUUCGUCGAGGGCGUGUUGGUCGAACAUGCGGUGGAGAUCUCGAAGCAGAGAGCGGGAUUGUUGUAA